Messenger RNA from Closterium sp. NIES-65, 616 nucleotides. The record is from the annotation of a GenBank genome assembly. NCBI's taxonomy places the organism in Eukaryota, Viridiplantae, Streptophyta, Zygnematophyceae, Desmidiales, Closteriaceae.
CCUGGGGGCUCCAGUGAAAUAUGAGAGUGGUAGUGGUGGUAGGGGGAGUCAGGGAGGGGGGGUGUGGUGUACAACGGACAUCACAGUCAUCAAGAUGCGCGGGAUCGACUGGCGCAACUCCACGGGGCCUGUGUGUGAGCGCGUGUCCUCCGAGCCAUGUGACACUCUGGGGGCUCCUGUGCGCUUCGUGAGUGGUGGUUGGGUGAAUCAGGCGUAUGAGCAGGUGUGGUGGGAACUACUUGUGAGGUACCUCAAAAGACACAUGUCGUGGCCCUUCCCCUCCUCUCCCUUCCCCUCCUCUCCCUUCCCCUCCCCUCCCUUCCCCUCCCCUCCCUUCCCCUCCCCUCCCUUCCCCUCCCCUCCCCUCCCCUCCCCUCCCCUCCCCUCCCCUCCCCUCCCCUCCUCCCCUCCCGUUUUCCUUCUCCUCCGCAGAGUGGGUGUAGAGCGGGUGCAGGUGGGACUACAAUCGCAGCGGGAUAAGCCGGCCACAUCAGAGGCCACCAGGAUUUGGCGCUUGCCCUGGAAUGAACUUUGGUCUCCAAGACCACUAUCCUCUUGUCAACCUUCCUCCCACAUAAAGUACUACUAUGAGGCACCUAAAAAAAUAGUGGGCUAA